Morone saxatilis (striped sea-bass) is the source of this 1146-nucleotide messenger RNA. RefSeq names its product transmembrane 6 superfamily member 2 (gene tm6sf2b). Gene Ontology annotation, cellular component: endoplasmic reticulum membrane; endoplasmic reticulum-Golgi intermediate compartment membrane. Lineage: Eukaryota; Metazoa; Chordata; Actinopteri; Moronidae. The record is from RefSeq and is a predicted model, not a curated record. Gene Ontology annotation, biological process: lipid homeostasis; regulation of lipid metabolic process. The transcript is spliced from 10 exons. Bases 1 to 1146 code for a protein of 381 amino acids.
AUGGAGACCCUUGUCUUUUUAUUUUCAUUUUCUGCCCUUGGCGUUCUUUAUGCCAUGAACACCAUUCCUGAGUUUCAAGAGCCUUAUGUGAUCUUGGAGAUUGGCGUUGCUGUGUUGGUGAUUGUUUUUCUGUUUUACUUCCUCAUCACUCGUGGCAACCCGCCUAAAGACGUUUUAUUCUUUGUUUUUGCUGAAUUUUGCUUUACUUGUGUGAUUGACCUGAUAAGUGCCUUGGAGUAUGACGGCAUUAUUUCCGGCUUUAUGGAAUUCUACCAAAAGACGGGAGAGCCCUAUCUGGGAACAGCCUAUGCCAUCAUGAUGUGUUACUGGGAUGGAAUUGCACACUUUAUCAUGUACCUGGUGAUGAUCAGCAGGAUAACAGACAGGAAAGCUUACCGUACCCUGGGCUUGUUCUGGGCUGGCUCUUUGUGUGCCAACAUGAGCGUGUUUAUUGCCGGGAUAGUGGCAGGUAAAUAUGGAUCAGAGAUCCGUCCGGCCUUCUGGCUCAACUUUCUCUUCCUUUUGAUGCCUGUAUGGGGAGCCGUCACACUGUUCACUAAGCCCAAGGACAGACCACUAAUCGGUGGAUACAAUGCCCAGCAUGCUCAGAGCAUGGUGCUGAUCUGGCGUCCCUUGGAUAUGAUCCUGGUGCUGCUCCUGUUAGCUGCUAUGGCCUUCACCAUCCUCAGAGGCUUGGUGGCUCUGGACUCUCCACUAGAGGCAUGUUCCAUCUACCUGAAGCACUAUGAACCCUACCUGAAGGAUCCUGUAGGCUACCCCAGAGUUAUGAUGCUGCACUUGUUCUUCUAUGGACUACCUCUGUUGGGUGCAUUUGUUUAUGGUCUCCUCAAGCCUGGAUGCACAUGGAUGUCAGACUGGACCGUGUUCUUCGCCGGAGCCGUGAUCCAGUGCCAGUGGGCCCACAUUGGGGGGUCCCUCCACUCUCGCACCACAGCUCCAUUUCGAAUCCCAAAUGAUGCUUUCUGGUGUGUGCUGACAGCUAACUUGCUCUAUGCAGCCACUCCCAUCCUGGUGGCAUUGCGGGUUCAAAGUAACCCCUAUUUCUUCCUGAAGAUUGCCCCCUUUCCUGGGCAGACAGGUUUGCCAAACAGUGAGGAGAAAGAUACCAAGUACAAAGACAAAUAG